GGGGAAUUUCGAGUAGAAGGACUGGGCGGCAGGCCGGUAGCUGGUGGCCUUGUCAGGUGCGACCAUGGAGACCCUGGCCGAGCCAAGGUGGCCUCCGGGGCUGUCGAUGAUGAAGACAAUAGAUGAUUUGCUACGCUGUGGGAUUUGCUUCGAGUAUUUCAACAUUGCAGUGAUAAUUCCCCAGUGCUCUCAUAACUAUUGUUCUCUCUGUAUAAGAAAAUUUUUGUCCUAUAAAACUCAGUGCCCAACUUGUUGUGUGGCAGUAACAGAACCAGACCUGAGAAAUAAUCGUCUUUUAGAUGAACUGGUAAAAAGCAUGAAUUUUGCACGGACUCGCCUGUUGCAGUUUGCUUUAGAGUCACCACCCAUAUCUCCUGUGUCUUCCACCUCAAAGAAAGUUGUUGCUAAAGUGCAUAAUGCUGAAGCCACCAAACACCCUGUCAAACAGGGGAGCAGGCUGAUGGACAAGUUCCUGAUAAGAGAGACGGGGGGAAAAGAAAAUGACAGGAAGUAUAGCCCGCAAAAAGAGAUAAGCACCUCUACUGAGGCUAAAGAGACAAGUCUCGAGGGAAAGACAGUACUUGGUCCCUCGGAUGCUAAUGGACCUGUGACACCCUCUACAUCCACCAUGAAACUGGAAAAUAAAGUGUCUUGUCCCGUUUGUGAGGUCAGCAUUUCAGAAAAUCACAUCAAUAAGCAUUUAGACAGUUGCUUGACACGUGGAGAGAAGAAAGAGAGUCUUCGAAGUUCUGCUCACAAAAGGAAGCCACUGCCAAAAACAGUGUAUAAUUUGCUCUCUGAUCGUGAUUUAAAGAAAAAGUUGAAACAGUAUGGCUUAUCCAUUCAAGGAAACAAGCAGCAGCUUAUUAAAAGGCACCAAGAAUUUGUACACAUGUAUAAUUCCCAAUGUGAUGCUUUGCAUCCUAAAUCAGCUGCUGAAAUAGUCCAAGAAAUUGAAAACAUGGAGAAGACCAGGAUGCGCCUUGAAGCAAGUAAACUCAAUGAAAAUGUCAUGGUUUUUACAAAGGACCAGACAGAGAAGGAGAUAGAUGAAAUUCACAGUAAAUAUCGUAAAAGGCAUAAGAGUGAGUUCCAGCUUCUAGUGAAUCAGGCCAAAAAAGGAUACAAGAAAGCUGGCAGAAUGUCAAAAGCUACAGUAAUGAGAAGAGAUGGACCUGCAGAGAAACUGCCAUCUGCCAUCAUGGGACAAGAAGAUAAUGUAAACUUUUCGGAUACAGUCUCAGUAACAAACCACUUUCCUCAGUCGAAACUGGACUCCCCAGUGCAGCCGGAGCCUGAGAGACCAGAUGAUUCUUCCAGUUGUACUGAUAUUCUUCUCUCCUCAGAGUCAGAUUCCUGCAAUAGUUCCAGUUCGGACAUCAUAAGAGACCUUCUGGAAGAAGAGGAAGCUUGGGAAGCAUUUCACAGAAAUGAUCAGAACAGAGAAAUAAACCCACAACAGAAUCACCGCACGAGAGCCACCGAAAGUGCCGAGACAGAGCCAAGAAACAAGCGGAAUAGGAAUUAGUAUGGGCUUUCGCCAGCUUUUCCAUACAGUGACCAGAAUAUAGUUUUUAUUGCCAUGUUUAGCAAUGCCCAAUGACAAUGUUUAAUUAUAAUUGUAAUAGUUAAUUUAUUAUUUCAUUCUUCUUUGCCUUUCUAGAAAAGAAAACAAAAAAAAGUUAUAAAAUGAUCCUUGAGCUUCUUGGUCAGUUGCUUCCUUCUUUUAAGACAUUUCUCCCCUAAAAACAUAAUCACUAGCUUUGCACGGCAGACACAUUCCUCAUCAGGGGUGUUUGCUCGGUUUGACUCUAUUUCAGGAUGUUUCUAAGUCAUUUUCACUUUUCGCCAUUGGCGAACCAGCCCCAGCAAAAACUUCUUUUCUUCCUCAUGACAGUAAUAAGCUAGUAAGAAUAACAUGCUUUAUCGUAAUCUCUUUGUCUGAGUGCCUGUUGCCAGGCUGCUGGCAGUUAGUGGUCAGUACCUAAGUUGUCUGUUAGACACACCUGUGUCUUCAUAGCAUAGGGUUUUAUUGUAAAGUCACAAAGUUAGUUUUAUAAUUUUUAAAAAGGCAGGUAAGUUGGUAAUGUAAUUUAAGGUUACAGUCGUAGGAGCUCUGAAGCAUGUGUGUGUUCUUCUGAAGUGACACUUCACUUAAAAAAUAGUACUGCUAGCCCCUGGGGUCAGGGAGGUCUCUAACACUUUUACUCCCAGCUGUUAAACAAAACAAAUAAAUGGGUUUUACCAAUGAAUACACAAUUUGUAAUUUCCUUGAAAUAGUAUGUUGUAUUUGAAUAAAGGCUAUAA
This is a messenger RNA of Microtus oregoni (creeping vole), 2307 nucleotides long. Its product is annotated as E3 ubiquitin-protein ligase RAD18-like. Gene Ontology annotation, cellular component: Rad6-Rad18 complex; nucleus. Gene Ontology annotation, biological process: protein monoubiquitination; DNA damage tolerance. Gene Ontology annotation, molecular function: ubiquitin protein ligase activity; single-stranded DNA binding. The record is from RefSeq and is a predicted model, not a curated record. Lineage: Eukaryota; Metazoa; Chordata; Mammalia; Rodentia; Cricetidae. The transcript is spliced from 13 exons. The coding region runs from base 65 to 1528 and encodes 487 amino acids.